AUGGGAAGGAAGUGGAACAACAGGGUGAUAGGGUUUGGGAGGAGAAGGGAAAGUAUAUGUGGAGAGAAAGGUGGCAAGUUUGUGAUAUACACGAGCGAUCAAACUCGGUUUGUGAUGCCCAUAGAGUACCUUUGCCACGGCGUCUUCCGAGAGCUGUUGGAGCAGUCUCAAGCCAAAUAUGGCGACUCUGUUAAGGGCCCCAUAACGCUGCCUUGUGAUGCAGUGUUCAUGCAGCACGUCAUCCUUCUCAUCCAAAUAGACCUCCUCAUUAUCGAGCCUUUACACGCAACUUCACUCGCUACUACCAUACCCACGCCCUGCUCUCUUCCUUCUCAUAACCAUCUUUAA
Messenger RNA from Neltuma alba, 348 nucleotides. RefSeq names its product auxin-responsive protein SAUR61-like. The record is from RefSeq and is a predicted model, not a curated record. The transcript has a single exon. Gene Ontology annotation, biological process: response to auxin. Bases 1 to 348 code for a protein of 115 amino acids. NCBI's taxonomy places the organism in Eukaryota, Viridiplantae, Streptophyta, Magnoliopsida, Fabales, Fabaceae.